AUGGCGCGCUUUCUUAUUUACAUGGCCAUCGUCGCGGCCGGCGUCUCCCUGGGCGGCUGGGUGGUGGCCAGGCGGAUCAGAAGCCUUAGGGCCCGGCGCAGGCUCGUCGACCGGUACCGAGAGGUGUUCCAGGUGCCGAAGGAGCGCCUCCUGGAGCUGCACGGCGACUUCAGGAAGCAGCUUGAAGUGGCAGUCGAGCAGGAUGGUGGGAGCACCCUUUGGAUGCUGCCGUCCUUCGUCUUGGACCUCCCAAACGGGACCGAGGCUGGCGACUUCUAUGCAAUAGACGUUGGUGGCACCAAUCUGCGCGUGAUGUUCUGCCGCCUCGGCGAGGAAAAAGGAAAAGUGGAGGUGGAGGAGAGAGUCGAUAUGGUGGUCCCUGAAGUCAGAAAAAAGGGCACCAGUCGGGACCUCUUCGACUUCAUCGCCACCUGCUUGAAGUCGUUUGUGCAGAAAACUGGCAGGCUGCCCAGCGAUGGCGCGCGGCUGCCCGUGGGCUUCUGCUUCAGCUUCCCGCUGGACAAGUUCUCCCCAAAGUCGGGCGUCCUGCUGCACUGGACCAAGGGUUAUGAGUGUGAGGGAGGAAUUGGCAAAGAUGCAUCUGCCAUGCUGGAAGAGGCAUUCGACAGGGUGGGCCUUCCAGCGGAAGUCCAUGUUAUACUGAAUGACACCAUUGGCGUUUUGGCGGCUGGCAGAUACGAAGAUGACCGCACAGACAUCGGAGUAAUCUUGGGCACUGGUACCAAUGCCGCUUGUGUGGGGCAGAAUCUGCACACAGCCAUGUGA
This is a messenger RNA of Ostreobium quekettii, 786 nucleotides long. The record is from the annotation of a GenBank genome assembly. Lineage: Eukaryota; Viridiplantae; Chlorophyta; Ulvophyceae; Bryopsidales; Ostreobiaceae.